Molecule: messenger RNA, 4957 nt
Organism: Fukomys damarensis (Damara mole-rat)
Lineage: Eukaryota; Metazoa; Chordata; Mammalia; Rodentia; Bathyergidae
Gene: Atp8b2
Product: ATPase phospholipid transporting 8B2
Exons: 28
Coding region: 100-3672 (1190 amino acids)
Biological process (GO): phospholipid translocation; Golgi organization
Cellular component (GO): plasma membrane
Molecular function (GO): ATP binding; ATPase-coupled intramembrane lipid carrier activity; magnesium ion binding
Source: RefSeq, a predicted model, not a curated record
CCGGCGCCGGCCCGGGGCUGGUGUCCGGGCCACUCCUGCUUCAGUCUCCCCGCGUCUCAGAGGGUCUCCCAUGGGAUUGCCAGGACCUUGUUGUGUGAGAUGGCACUGUGUGCAAAAAAGCGCCCCCCAGAAGAAGAGAGGAGGGCACGGGCUAAUGACCGAGAAUACAAUGAGAAAUUCCAGUAUGCGAGCAACUGCAUCAAGACCUCCAAGUACAACAUUCUCACUUUCCUGCCUGUCAACCUCUUUGAGCAGUUCCAGGAAGUUGCCAACACCUACUUCCUGUUCCUUCUCAUUCUGCAGUUGAUCCCACAGAUCUCUUCCCUGUCCUGGUUCACCACCAUUGUGCCUUUGGUUCUGGUCCUCACCAUCACAGCUGUUAAAGAUGCUACUGAUGACUACUUCCGACACAAGAGUGAUAACCAAGUGAAUAACCGUCAGUCUCAGGUGCUGAUCAGUGGAAUCCUUCAGCAGGAGCAGUGGAUGAAUGUCUGUGUUGGUGACAUUAUCAAGCUUGAAAACAACCAGUUUGUGGCGGCGGAUCUCCUGCUCCUCUCCAGCAGCGAGCCCCAUGGGCUGUGUUACAUAGAGACGGCAGAGCUCGACGGGGAGACCAACAUGAAAGUGCGCCAGGCGAUCCCCGUCACCUCGGAGCUGGGCGACAUCAGCAAGCUUGCCAAGUUCGAUGGGGAGGUGAUCUGCGAACCCCCCAAUAACAAACUGGACAAAUUCAGCGGAACCCUGUACUGGAAGGAGAGCAAGUUCCCCCUGAGCAACCAGAACAUGCUGCUGCGAGGCUGUGUGCUGCGAAAUACAGAGUGGUGCUUCGGGCUGGUCAUCUUCGCAGGUCCUGACACUAAGCUGAUGCAGAACAGCGGCAGGACGAAGUUCAAGAGGACAAGUAUUGACCGGCUGAUGAAUACGCUGGUGCUCUGGAUCUUUGGAUUUCUGGUCUGCAUGGGGGUGAUCCUGGCCAUCGGCAAUGCCAUCUGGGAGUACGAGGUUGGGACACGCUUCCAGGUCUACCUGCCCUGGGACGAGGCGGUGGACAGUGCCUUUUUCUCCGGCUUCCUUUCCUUCUGGUCCUACAUCAUCAUCCUCAACACCGUCGUGCCCAUCUCGCUGUAUGUCAGUGUGGAGGUCAUCCGGCUGGGCCACAGCUACUUCAUCAACUGGGACAAGAAGAUGUUCUGCACGAAGAAGCGCACGCCCGCGGAGGCGCGCACCACCACCCUGAAUGAGGAGCUGGGCCAGGUGGAGUACGUCUUCUCCGACAAGACGGGCACCCUCACGCAGAACAUCAUGGUCUUCAACAAGUGCUCCAUCAGCGGCCGCAGCUACGGAGACGUGUUCGAUGUCCUGGGACACAAAGCUGAAUUGGGAGAGAGGCCCGAACCCGUUGACUUCUCCUUUAAUCCUCUGGCGGACAAGAAGUUCUUGUUUUGGGACCCCAGCCUCUUGGAGGCUGUGAAGAUGGGGGACCCCCACACGCAUGAGUUCUUCCGCCUCCUUUCUCUGUGUCACACGGUCAUGUCGGAAGAGAAGAGUGAAGGAGAGCUGUACUACAAAGCCCAGUCUCCGGACGAGGGCGCCCUGGUCACUGCAGCGAGGAACUUUGGGUUCGUGUUCCGCUCUCGCACCCCCAAGACCAUCACCGUCCACGAGAUGGGCAUAGCCAUCACCUACCAGCUGCUGGCCAUCCUGGACUUCAACAACAUCCGCAAGCGCAUGUCAGUGAUAGUGCGCAGCCCUGAGGGGAAGAUCCGCCUGUACUGCAAAGGGGCCGACACCAUCCUACUGGACAGACUCCACCGCUCAACCCAGGAGCUGCUCGGCCCCACCUCAGACCACCUAAACGAGUAUGCAGGGGAAGGGCUGAGGACCCUGGUUCUGGCCUACAAGGAUCUGGAUGAAGAGUACUACGAGGAGUGGGCUGAGAGACGGCUGCAGGCCAGCCUGGCCCAGGACAGCCGGGAAGACAGGCUGGCCAGCGUCUAUGAGGAGGUUGAGAGCAACAUGAUGCUGCUGGGUGCGACAGCCAUCGAGGACAAGCUUCAGCAGGGGGUUCCAGAGACCAUCGCCCUCCUCACUCUGGCCAACAUUAAGAUUUGGGUGCUAACUGGGGACAAGCAAGAGACGGCUGUGAACAUUGGCUACUCCUGCAAGAUGCUGACAGACGACAUGACAGAGGUGUUCAUAGUCACUGGCCACACUGUCCUGGAGGUGCGAGAAGAACUCAGAAAAGCCCGGGAAAAGAUGCUGGACUCAUCCCGCGCGGUAGGCAAUGGCUUCUCCUACCAGGAGAAACUGUCUUCUUCCAAGCUGGCUUCUGCCCUGGAGGCCGUUGCUGGGGAAUACGCCCUCGUCAUCAACGGUCACAGCCUGGCCCACGCAUUGGAGGCAGACAUGGAGCUGGAGUUUCUGGAGACGGCAUGUGCCUGCAAAGCUGUCAUUUGCUGCCGGGUGACCCCCUUGCAGAAGGCGCAGGUGGUGGAACUGGUGAAGAAGUACAAAAAGGCUGUGACACUGGCCAUUGGGGAUGGGGCCAAUGAUGUCAGCAUGAUCAAAACGGCUCACAUUGGUGUGGGCAUCAGUGGGCAGGAAGGGAUCCAGGCUGUGCUGGCCUCCGAUUACGCCUUCUCACAGUUCAAGUUCCUGCAGCGCCUGCUGCUGGUGCAUGGGCGCUGGUCCUACCUGCGCAUGUGCAAGUUCCUCUGCUACUUCUUCUACAAGAAUUUCGCUUUCACCAUGGUCCACUUCUGGUUUGGCUUCUUCUGCGGCUUCUCGGCCCAGACCGUGUAUGACCAGUACUUUAUCACCCUGUAUAACAUUGUGUACACCUCCCUUCCAGUCCUGGCUAUGGGGGUCUUUGAUCAGGAUGUCCCAGAACAGCGGAGCAUGGAGUACCCCAAGCUGUACGAGCCGGGCCAGCUGAAUCUCCUCUUCAACAAGCGGGAGUUCUUCAUCUGCAUUGCCCAGGGCAUCUACACGUCCGUGCUCAUGUUCUUCAUCCCCUACGGGGUGUUCGCGGAGGCCACCCGGGACGAUGGCACCCAGCUGGCCGACUACCAGUCCUUUGCAGUCACUGUGGCCACAUCCCUGGUCAUCGUGGUUAGCGUGCAGAUCGGGCUGGACACUGGCUACUGGACGGCCAUCAACCACUUCUUCAUCUGGGGCAGCCUCGCAGUUUACUUCGCCAUCCUCUUCGCCAUGCACAGCAAUGGACUCUUUGACAUGUUUCCGAACCAGUUCCGGUUUGUGGGGAACGCCCAGAACACACUGGCCCAGCCCACGGUGUGGCUCACCAUCGCGCUCACCACAGUUGUCUGCAUCCUGCCUGUGGUCGCCUUCCGGUUCCUCAGGCUGAGCCUGAAGCCAGAUCUCUCGGACACGGUCCGCUACACCCAGCUGGUGAGGAAGAAGCAGAAAGCGCAGCACCGCUGCAUGCGCCGGGUGGGCCGCACGGGCUCCCGGCGCUCGGGCUAUGCCUUCUCCCACCAGGAGGGCUUCGGGGAGCUCAUCAUGUCGGGCAAGAACAUGCGGCUCAGCUCCCUGGCGCUCUCCAGCUUCACCACGCGCUCCAGCUCCAGCUGGAUCGAGAGCCUGCGCAGGAAGAAGAGCGACAGCGCCAAUAGCCCCGGCGGUGGGGCCGAGAAACCCCUCAAGGGGUGAAGACCGGACUGGGCGCAGCACGCAGGCCGGGCCCCAGGGACGGCCGCUUGGGCCUGCUGUCCUCACGCCUGACCUGCCGCGGCCCUGCCGCAGGGUGGUGGAGGGACCUGGGCAGAGCGGGGCUCGGCGUGGGGCACAGCCCCGAGGGGACCAGCUGUGGAGCCGAAACGGGGAAAAGUGGCAGCACGUCUGCCCCUGCCUGGCCGGGCCCCACAGGGAGACUCUAGUCUUAUUUUUUUACUCCCAUUCCUCAGGGGGCCCUAGAGCCCCUGUUCCUGAAUUACACAAGAAUGUAUCAUGCCGGGAAGCCAGAGACCUGCUGGGCUGCAGGCCCCUUGCGUUACGUCUGUCUCCUUCAUUUGUGUUUGUACCUAGCUUGGUUUUACCUUUUUUUUUUUUUUUUAAUUUAGCAGGCAGAGGAGAACUUUAUGUGACUUUUCUGUUAAGUUGGUGUUUUAACUCUCCCAGGAAGAGGGACCUAUCUGCCGGCAUGGUUCCCUUGUGGGACAGAGGGGCCGCAGCCAGCCAGGCCGUCCGCUGAGUGGGGAAGUACGAGGCUUCGAUCCUCACCCUCCUCACCCUGAACAGGGAGCGUGCCCUGCCCCGCGCACGUACAUAUCAGUUCCUGAUCCUGUAAGUUCUGCUGGUGCUGGGCCGGAGCUGGACAGUGGCCCUGUCACUCUCAGCAAGCGGAAGCCAUGUGUGAGAUUUAGUCAAGGGGAGGUGAUGUUCUUUUAAGUGGAGUCCCUAGUUCAUCAGCAGAUUCCCUUCCCCGCUUAGGUGGCACCGCAGGACCCCGAGAUGGAGGAACGGGACAGGAAGCAGAGCCAUGGAGGGCACUGGAAGGGAAGGGGAAGGCUGCCGCCCUGCUCCACCUCCCCAUGGGUGAGGUCCCACCCUUGUGCCAGCGCCCGGGAGGAGCUGGCAGGGCCGUGUCCAGGGCUGAGGAGGAGGACGGCAGAACUGGGUGUAGGCCAGGAGACUGCUCAGGGCCAGGCUUGGUCAGGACCGGGCCCCACAACCUGGUCACAGCCUGGAGCUGUUUGCCAUUCAGGCAUUUCCCGAGGUGGUUGCUGCCCAGUGAGCCUGGGAAGAACCCGUCCAUUCGGGCAGCUGGGGUUGGUGCAGGGACCUUGCUGGGCAGUGGGGGAGGGAGGAGCCAAGGAGCUGGAGUGUGGGACAGGUGGGGUGGGGACCGGGAAAUCUUGGCAGGGAAACCCUUUGGCCACAGUUUACAAACUGAGUAUCAUGUCUGUAUGUGUGUCUCUCAAGGUGAGAGUCUGAU